GAGUGGGUCGUGUAAGCGGUGUGUGUGUGUGCUCUCUCUCAUUGCAUGGUGGAUGAUGGCCGCUUCAAAGCCCGUUGAGCCGCAGUCCGGGAGCAGUCUCCCCCGCUGGCAGCUGGCCCUCCUGAUCGGAACCCCUAUAGUGCUGGGUGUAGGAGCCGUUUACCUGUGGAACCGUAACAAGACGAAGGACUCACCGGGGAAACGGAACGGAGAACGGACAACUCCAGAAGGCAGCGCCAGUCCCGUCCAGGGCCAAGACGGAGCAGCUAACCGAGCUAAUCGCGAACUAGAGGACAUGAGUCCUCUGGACCGGGCCCAGGGUGCUAAGAACAAGGGCAACAAGUACUUCAAGGCUGGGAAGUAUGAGCAGGCCAUCCAUUGUUACACAGAGGCCAUCGGUCUGUGUCCUAGAGAAAACCAGACAGACCUGUCCACCUUCUACCAGAACAGAGCUGCUGCCUACGAACAGCAGAUGAUGUGGACAGAGGUGGUGCAGGACUGUACCCAGGCUGUAGAGAUGAACCCACGAUACAUCAAAGCCCUGUUCAGGAGGGCCAAGGCCCUGGAGAGACUGGACAACAAGAAGGAGUGCCUGGAAGAUGUGACGGCGGUGUGUAUCCUGGAGGCCUUCCAGAACCAGCAGAGUAUGCUGCUAGCAGACAAAGUCCUCAAACUGCUAGGGAAGGAAAAGGCCAAAGACAAAUACAAGAACCGUGACCCCCUAAUGCCGUCUCCUCAGUUCAUCAAGUCCUACUUCAGCUCUUUCACCGAUGACGUAAUCAGCCAGCCGCUUCAGAAGGGCGAGAAGAAGGACGAGGACAAGGACAACGAGGGCGAGGCCGCAGAGGUCACAGAAAGUUCUGGUUACUUGAAGGCCAAGCAGUACAUGGAGGAGGAGAACUAUGAUAAGAUCAUCAGUGAGUGCACUAAGGAGGUGGAGUCUGGGGGCCGGUACAUUGCUGAGGCCCUGUUGCUACGGGCAACCUUCUACCUCCUGAUUGGCAACGCCACCGGCGCCCAGCCCGACCUGGACCGGGUCAUUAACAUGGAGGACGCCAACAUCAAGCUGAGGGCCAAUGCUCUGAUCAAGCGUGGCAGUAUGUACAUGCAACAGCAGCAGCCUAUGAUGUCAACACAGGACUUCAACAUGGCGGCUGAGAUUGACACGCGCAACGCAGACGUCUACCACCACCGGGGACAGUUGAAGAUCCUUCUGGACCAGGUCGAGGAGGCCGUCGUGGACUUCGAUGAGUGCAUCCUGCUAAGACCUGACUCUGCUCUGGCACAGGCUCAGAAAUGCUUCGCCCUGUACAGACAGGCGUACACUGGCAACAGCCAGUCCCAGGUGCAGACGGCCAUGGACGGCUUUGAGGAAGUCAUCAGGAGAUUCCCUAAGUGUGCUGAGGGAUACGCUCUGUACGCUCAGGCUUUGACUGACCAGCAGCAGUUUGGCAAGGCAGAUCAGAUGUACAACAAGUGUAUUGACCUGGAGCCAGACAACGCUACAACAUACGUCCACAAGGGGUUAUUGCAGCUCCAGUGGAAGCAGGACUUGGACCUGGGUCUGGACCUCAUCAGCAAGGCCAUCGAGAUCGACAAUAAAUGUGAUUUUGCCUACGAAACCAUGGGAACUAUCGAAGUUCAAAGGGGCAACCUGGACAAGGCAAUAGACAUGUUCAACAAGGCCAUCAACCUGGCCAAGUCUGAGAUGGAGAUGGCCCACCUCUACUCACUGUGUGACGCAGCAUACGCCCAGACCGAGGUAGCCAGGAAGUACGGGCUGAAGCCACCCACACUGUAACUACCCUGUCACAUGACCCACCCGACCCAAGACCCUCCCACUCUCCACUGCUGAACCCGAUUGUAUUAUAACUGCAGAUGUUUCAGUCAUUUUGGUUUUGUAGACAUGCUGGAUAAAUAAAAAAAAAAAGACACAUUUGAUCUGUGACCAUACAUCAGAGAUUCCCAAACUCUGUCCUGCCCCCUUCCCCCCAGGACAGAUUUUUGGGAAACGCUGCACUACAUGAUCGUGUUUACGUCACGUUGAAUCGAGCUGUAACGAAGGAGAAGCUUUACUGUUCACAACCCAAGCAUCUGGAUAAUUAAUGGUCUUAACCCACACACCCCUUCUUCCUCAAAGCACUUAGUUUGACCCACAUACCCCUCUCGUUUCUUGGUACUUAGUUUAACCCAGACCACCGACCCCCUUUAUGAUCCUUCCUGUACCUCCAAUGUCUGGUCUGUUAUCAGAAACGUGUGAAUGACCACGUGAAACCAGGUAUCCACCCAGAAAUAAUUCAACCUUCUAAAAUCAAAAGGGAGAUUAUUUCAAUAGACUUCUCAUUCUCAUUGACUAAUCCAUAUUGGUGAAGUAUUUAAGGUAAUUAACAUUGUAUGUUGGCUGUGCACACUGAGAACGGUUUCCAAUGGACUGUUCAUUCGUUUGUUGCUGUUCUCUAACACGUUUCUGUGCGGACACUUACAUAUCCUCAAGAUGAUGUAACAUUAUCAUUGAAUGGCAAAUGUAAAUGAAGGAUUAAAAUAUUAGUUAAAAUGUGUAUGUAUAAUGAUGGAUGUCUGUGUUUUCGUGUAAUGCUGGAGUUGACGAUGUGUGGGAUAAAGGUGAAGUUUAGGGUCCUAAAGUAGUGGGUGAUAAAGGGUGAAGUUUAGGGUCCUAAAGUAGUGGGGGAUAAGGGUGACGUUAGGGUCCUAAAGUAGUGUGGGAUAAAGGUGAAGUUUAGGGUCCUAAAGUAGUGUGGAUUAAGGGUGACGUUAGGGUCCUAAAGUAGUGGGGGAUAAGAGUGACGUUAGGGUCCUAAAGUAGUGGGGCAUAAGGGUGAAGUUUAGGGUCCUAAAGUAGUGGGGGAUAAGGGUGACGUUAGGGUCCUAAAGUAGUGGGGGAUAAAGGUGAAGUUUAGGGUCCUAAAGUAGUGUGGAUUAAGGGUGAAGUUUAGGGUCCUAAAGGAGUGGGGGAUCAGGGUGAAGUUUAGGGUCCUAAAGUAGUGUGGAUUAAGGGUGACGUUAGGGUCCUAAAGUAGUGUGGGAUAAGGGUGAAGUUUAGGGUCCUAAAGUAGUGUGGGAUAAAGGUGAAGUUUAGGGUCCUAAAGUAGUGUGGGAUAAGGGUGACGUUAGGGUUCUAAAGUAGUGGGGGAUAAGGGUGACGUUAGGGUCCUAAAGUAGUGUGGAUUAAGGGUGAAGUUUAGGGUCCUAAAGUAGUGGGGGAUAAGGGUGACGUUAGGGUCCUAAACUAGUGGGGGAUAAAGGUGAAGUUUAGGGUCCUAAAGUAGUGGGGGAUAAGGGUGACGUUAGGGUCCUAAACUAGUGGGGGAUAAAGGUGAAGUUUAGGGUCCUAAAGUAGUGGGGGAUAAGGGUGACGUUAGGGUCCUAAACUAGUGGGGGAUAAAGGUGAAGUUUAGGGUCCUAAAGGAGUGUUUCAUUUUGGGGGAUUGCCGUUUUUUUCUUUUUUAUAUAUUCUGUACAGCAUGUGAUAUUUCUUUUAAGUAAAUGUUAAUGCAAUGCUGAAGUUAUCUGGCUGACGUGAACAUUUAGACCUAAAAUGAUUCAUGGCCUAAUUCAGAAUAAUUCUCAAUGUACCGCUUUUAUUUUUACGUGGUUGUUUCCCCAACUUGUAGAUUCAGAAAAUCUACAAUUAUUUUAAAUCAUUUUUUUUCAUGCUGUCAUCUUUUUAUUUUGCAGAAGGCAGGUAUGCCAUCGUAUGUAGUGGAUGUUUGAGGCAGUGCUACAGAAUAAAACAUGUGACACUGACAUUCUUCCCACAGAGAGCUGUAUCAUGACCAAAGUCAGAAAGAGAACAUGGAAAAUAAAGCUGUAACUGACAAGUUA
Messenger RNA from Salmo salar (Atlantic salmon), 3843 nucleotides. The record is from RefSeq and is a predicted model, not a curated record. NCBI's taxonomy places the organism in Eukaryota, Metazoa, Chordata, Actinopteri, Salmoniformes, Salmonidae.